AUCUCCGAUAAAUCGGGGCACCUGACUUCCUGUGUUUACAAAAUUCACGGAACGCUGAUUUAGUUGAUGGUUUCGGGACAAAAUAUCGUUAUGAUUCAGCAUGGUGUAUUAGAAAUAGUCGUGAAAACUUCGCAAGUGGAAUAAUUAAGGCAGAUUCCGGACUUUACGAGGGUAUAUUUUUUGUGGUCUAUAGAUUCGGACAACAUGGUGGAUUACACCUAUGACGUUGACGGUAACCCUGUCCGGCGUGUACAGGACUGUUAUGAGGACGCGUUCUGUGACUAUGAAGACCUCGUCAACCCUUUUGUUCUCAAGGGAGACGGAUUUGACGUCACGCUAUCUAUGGCCCGGGGGAUGCUCAGCUGGACUUCAGUCAGUCCCAAAGUGAAGAAGAGCAAAUUCCCGAUGCCGGGAACGGCCACAUUAUCCAAGGGAACAGUCGACCUGCCAUUGAAGGACAUCUAUGGGGUCACGAUUAAACGGAAACGGGCCAAAGGUCAGCUCGAGGGCGAGGGACUGUGCCAGGGUUUCUCGGUGUAUACAUACUAUGAGUUUGGACCGAACUGUUGGAGGGACCUGACCCUCGACUUCGAACAUCCGAGCGAGUCGCUCUGUAAUAAAUACUACGACAGGAUCAGCGAAUUCAUUAAAGAUUUCCCGGGUCGACCUCAUUCGUUAAAGUUUUUCAUGCAGACACACGCAGGCGGUAGAACAGGAAGUCAGCUGUACCGAAACAAGAUAUUGCCAAUGCUGAAGGCCGCCAAUCUCAGCGUCGAUUUCCUGGAGAUUCAGCAUUCGGAACAUGUGAAACAGGAAAUGGUGCAUAUCAAUAUCGACGAUUACGAUUGUAUGGUCGCAAUGGGAGGUGACGGAACAGCCUCGAAGGUUGUGUCAGGGUUGCUAAUGGCAACACAGAACAGAAACGAGGUGGAGAUUCGUCAGGGAUUUACGCCAGUCCGCCCCACGAUGCCUGUCGGAAUCAUCCCCACAGGAACUACCAAUCAAAUUGCUCGUUCUGUUAUUGGUUUGGCGGACCCCAUCACAGCUGUUCUUUACAUUUUACUGGGUUACAGUGUACCGGUGGAUGUGUGCUCAAUCUUCAGUGAUGACAAGCUUAUUCAGUGGAAUUUUGCCUGUCAGUAUGGCUUUGGUGCAAACGCACUCCGAUACGCCAACAACUUCAGAAACAAUCUUCUGCCUAAAAGCAUCGAUGCUUCCAUUUUUAAAGCUGCCUCUAAGAAAAAACUCAAACCGUACGACUGCGACAUUGAGUAUAUUCCGUCAGAAAACCCACCUAAACAUGAACCGCCCACUGUGUGUUAUAGAGGAUGUAAUGUUUGUUGGACGGAGGAAGUUAAAGAGGAAGAACAAGAGGAGUGUAUCGUGCAGCCAUUUAAUGCUCUCAACACUUCUAAUAAUAGCGAUACAUUUGUAGAUCUGUCGAAGGAUGAAAGUCCGUGGAAAGUGUGUAAAGGUUCAUUCCUACAGGUCGGACUUUUCUGCAUCCCAGCACGAAGUGAAAUAGCCCCAGAGGGACUACACAAGUUUUCUCAUCUUAAUGAUGGGAAUAUGGAACUCGUGCUUGUGAAAAACACAAACAGGAAGGACUUUGUACGCUUCCUGAAGCGCCAUGGCAACAGCAAAAACCAGUUUGAUUUUCCAUUCGUGGACGUCAUUCGGGUGAAGGAGGUCAAGUUCCGCCCACGUCUCCCCACCGGAUGGAAACACACUGACCGUCAAUUUCACGAGAUCCAGUAUCGCAUGUCAAAGGUACAACGAGAGAGGUCGAAAGGGAGUCAGAUUCUGGAGAUCGAUGAUGUCGAUGACAAAAGCGAUGUGGGCGAAUUUGGUAGUCCUCUAGAUGAUAUGAGUGAUGAGGAGGAGGAGGAGGAGGAGGAAGAUGACACUAAAGAUUCCAGUCUUAGUGGUAGUAGAAAGAGUUCGGCGGACAGCAACAGAAGUUCGGAGCCGAAGCAGUACAUCAACAACAACAACGUCAUCGUGAACUCCGCCCAUCAAGAUCGUGUUCUGAUUGGCCCGCAGUAUCGCAUGACCUUCGCAGACAUUGACCGAAUGAAGCGUAAAAAUAAACAAAUAAAGAAAGAGGACAAAGCAAAGGCACGAGAAGAAAGACAACUCCGGACAAAGUGGAACUUGGAUAAUGAGCUCAUUAAUAAACAUGAGCUGGACUUCAGAGUUCAUCACGGUCUAAUCUCGCUUUAUGGAAGAGGUGUAACCCCCAAUUCUGUGUUCCAAGAGUACGGCUGCUUGCCAAUAGCCAGAUGAUUGCCCUACCUACUCCAAUCAGAAGCCUCAUCGACUAGCUUGAUCAUUACCAUAGCAACACUAAUCAGAUGCCAUGGAAACCUCUUUGUCUUGGUUGUUUACAGCAUUUUACAGUAACUGCAUUUAAAAAUCUGGGUCAUUUGGAAGUUCGUAAUAGAAGAGGCAUGAUGCAUUAGAGCAAGUGUUAAAAAGACGAUGUAUGACAAUUAUAGCAUUUUUUCUUGAUGCCAGGGGAACCCAAGAAUUCUGAAGCUUUAAAAACAGAUGUUUUCUUUUCCUUUCGUAAAUUCAUGAAUGGGUGCAUGUGUACUGCAUUUUUCACUGAAUGUCUCUGAUAUUUAUCAUCAUUUGGAGUACAUGUAACAUCAUUAGUGACAGUAUUUCUAAUUUUUACUCAAAUUUAGUUUCGAUGCUAAUUUUUGUGAAAAAAUUUCUACAGAAAACAUUGGACCACGGCUUUGUUUAAAAAAAAAUGAAUUCUGCAUGUCUAGUGGUUAAACCUAUCAUGUCAAUAUAAAACUUGCCCAAACCAGCUUUUGUAGGGAAAAAAGAAACUGCGAAAAAUAGCUCUUUCAUCAUAUGUCAGAAUACUGAAAAUGUGUCAUUUCCUAUCAGAUUUAGAAUAAUAUCUGAAUUACUUUGAGAUUAUUAUGCAAAAAACAAUUAAUUCUGAAACAAGAGCAUCUCUAUCAAAUUUGAUGGGUAAAUGAAGAUUUUCAUUUUGAAUAAGGCUUUCGAAGGUUUCAUGAGUUUCUGUCUCAAUGUCUAGUUGUUUGCCCUACAAAACAUUUGAUCGCCCGCUGAUCGUGAAUAAUGGAGAUCAUGUUCGUAGCUGAAUCCACAGGCAAUUGUACCCCUUGAGUUCGAAUUUACCAUUAAAUGAUAAAUUCGAAUUCCAGCGAUAUAAUUGCCUGUGGCUAAAUCCGUCCUUUAUAUGUUUCAUAAUCAUUUUCAUUUUGUAGCUGUUGAGCUGUUUUAACUAAUCUUCACAGUGAAGACCAGCAUUUAGAUAGAUUCAAAGCGAUAUUUGCUCAAGACAAUACAAGUGUCAAAAAAAAUAUUUCAAUGUCAAACAGUAUUACAUGUAUGGAAUAUUCUACUGACCUGCUUAAAUAUUAGCUGACUUUAAACCUUAACACAGACUUAAACAUUACUGAGUUAAACCUUAACACAGACUUAAACAUUACUGAGUUAAACCUUAACACAGACUUAAACAUUACUGAGUUAAACCUUAAAACAUUUACUAAGUUAGAUACUAGCACAGACUUCAACAUUUACUGAGUUAGAUACUAACGCCUUAAACAUUUACUGAGUUAAACAUACCGAAUUAAACAGUUACUGAAUUAAACAUUCACUGAGUCAAACAUGUACUGAAUUAAACAUUUUACUGAGUUAUAUUCUUACUAAGUUAAACAUUUACCGAGUUAAAUUCGUACUGAGUUAAACAUUUACUGAGUUAAACAUGCCGAAUUAAACUAAAUUAGAUUUGCUUCAGAAUGCGAAUCUUACGCAAUGAUGCAACAAAUGAAAGCCUCGAUAAUUUUGUUGAUGGUAGAUUUCAUCAUCCGUGCUGCUGAGUAUUCUAGACUUUGAUGACGUCUACUGGUUAAUGCCAGAAACUUACAGCGUUUAGUAGCGUAGUGUUCUUCAGAAAUGUGUAGCGUUUAGUGAUGUUUACUGGCUAAUUAUCUUCAGAAACUUGUAGCGUUAGUGAUGUUUACUGGCUAAUUAUAUAAAUGUGUAGCGUUUAGUGAUGUUUACUGGCUAAUUAUCUAAAUGUGUAGCGUUUAGUGAUGUUUACUGGCUAAUUAUCUAAAUGUGUAGCGUUUAGUGAUGUUUACUGGCUAAUUAUCUUCAGAAACUUGUAGCGUUAGUGAUAUUUACUGGCUAAUUAUCUAAAUGUGUAGCGUUUAGUGAUGUUUACUGGCUAAUUAUCUUCAGAAACUUGUAGCGUUAGUGAUGUUUACUGGCUAAUUAUCUAAAUGUGUAGCGUUUAGUGAUGUUUACUGGCUAAUUAUCUAAAUGUGUAGCAUUUAGUGAUGUUUACUGGCUAAUUAUUUUCAGAAACUUACAGCGUUUGAUAGUAUUCCACUGGUUAAUAAUCUUCCGAAACGGGUAGCGUUUUGUAGUGUAGCGUUUACUGUUGAUAAUCAUCUUCAGAAACAUACAGCGUUUAGUAGCGUGUACUUGUUAUAAUUAUCUUCAGAAACAUGUAGCAUUUGGUAGCGUCCAUUGACUGCUUAAUUAUCUCAGAAACAUGUAGCAUUUGGUAGCGUCCAUUGACUGCUUAAUUAUAUCAGAAACAUGUAGCGUUUGGUAGCGUCCAUUGACUGCUUAAUUAUCUCAGAAACAUGUAGCAUAAUAAACUUUUUUUCUUUGAUCUGCAUACAGCAUUGAUAGUUUAAAGAACCUGGGUGGCUUAACAGGAGAAAUGCCCUAUAGUUAUGUUCAUCUUUACUAGCCAGGGAUCCCACGUUCUGUCAUUGCUGAUAGAUAGGAAAUUAGCCCACAUAUCUAGUAACUUGUAGGUUUGUUCCAGUUCUAUACAUGCGACAUGUGUCAUGUGUCGAGCUGUGUAUUGAACUGGUUUCAAUUGAUGACGGUGCAAUGAAGGAAAAGCAAUGAUUUGAUUGGUACUCACUAUGUAGUAAGGUUAGUGUUUAGAAUGAUAGAUUAAUUUAAUAACAUUUAUAGUAUUACACACUGCAGGUGCUAAAUAGCGAAAAAGAACAGUGGGGGGGAUAUGUCAGGAGUUUAAUUAAAUUUUGUUGUUGUUGUUGCAAGUAGACCUUGAAACGCCCUUAGUUAUAGCUCAGUUACACCCACAACAUUCCACAUGCUUGAUUAUGAUAUUUUUGGUUGAUGCUGUUCAUAGCUGAACAGAUUGGACGGUCCAGGAUGUUUGAUUGUGCUGAUGCCGUUGAUGCAUCAUGUUAUGAGGUCACAACUUACACGCCAAGUUAUGAUGUCACAACUUACACACCAAGUUAUGAUGUCACAACUUACACACCAAGUUAUGAUGUCACAACUUACUCAGACAUCGAGUUAUAACAUCAUAACUCGCAUUGAAUUAACAAGUCUUAUAUUUAUACUAGGGUAUUUCUGGAUUUGAAUGACAUCUUGUUCAAGUUAAAAACUCAUUUUUUGAAUUCCCAUUAAUUUUUGGAAUUUCAUGUUGGUGCUUAUUUACUAUGAUGUAAAGCAUUUUCAGUUUUGAUCAUUUUUUUUUUUUUUUUUUUUUUUUUCAAGCGUUCUUGAUAUUUAAAAUACAACCGUAUAAAAGAUCUGAAGGUUAUAAUAUGUCAGAUCAUGCUUACAUUGGAAAGUUUCAGAUCUGAUUAAAAUCUUAAACACAAAAAUGAUAUCUUCACCUUUCAUAGUAGAGCUACUGUUUACCAAUUAUUAUUUGUGGCAAAAAUUUGUGAUAUUCAGAAGCACCGCUUUAUCACAAACAUUUCUUUCAUUGUGAAAUAUUUCAUACACAAGGUGUGUAGUUGUGAAUAUCAUUAAUCAUUAUUGAUUCCAAUCAGCAGUUCAUAGAUAAAAGAACUCAUGAAUGAAAUUUGUUUUACAGUCAAUACAUUCCAAGAGUACAAGUGACCAUGAUUACUGAAAUUUGUUUUACAGUCAAUACAUUCCAAGAGUACAAGUGACCAUGAUUACUGAAAUUUGUUUUACAGUCAAUACAUUCCAAGAGUACAAGUGACCAUGAUUACUGAAAUUUGUUUGACAGUCAAAACAUUCCAAGUAUAAGAUUUAUUAUAAUAUUUACAUUUUCAAUGUUUUUGCCUUUGAUAUCUUUACCAAUUGAAAUGAUUGCCAUUUCCUCAUGAAUGUAAACAAGUGCGUAUAAAUAUGUUAUGACAAUUGUGACGUGUAACGGCUGGGAAUUUUAACAGAAAUGAAAGUACAAUGUAAAUAUUAAAAAAAAAAUAAUUUCAUUUUUGAAAAUACGUGAGGAUAAAUUUGAAAAUAAAUAGACAUUUUUUGAUACGCUGUGUGAAGUAUGCUGGCAUACAGCAUCACUCGAUCGUAGCUCAUAAAAUAGUCCAGCGUAAAGCAGUUCAGUUAAUGCCAUCAUGUACUUUCAGAAACUGAAAUUUAUUUUUUAGAUAUAUUUAGUAGACUUUGUUUGAAUCUAAGACCAUAUUUAGUGUGAAAUGUAUUUGUAAUAGUUAUUGAUAGGACUAUGUGUUGCCGCGAUGCCUGGCAUCAAUAGACUGUGUUGCCGCGAGGUCUGGCAUCAAUAGACUGUGUGUUGCCGCGAGGUCUGGCAAAAAUACAUGUACAAGCUGUGUUCGUUUGUUGCUUUUAUACUGUCAUUUACAGUUUGCAGAUGUGCUGACGAUGUAUUUUAUGGAUGUAAUCUGGUUUUUUUUAUUUUUCACAGUAAUUAUGUAUUACCCACAAUCCGUCCUAUAAAUGUGAUUUUCAUUGUUUUAUUAUAAUACAUUUUUUCGGUUUUUUUUUUUUGUUUGGUUAUUUGUUUACUAUGCAUACUAUGCACGUAGUUAAGAGAUAUUACAUAUAUAUUGUACACUGUAACAUCAAUUGUACAUUAUCACUGUACAUGAUUAUCAUUAUAUUGGUAUAUAUUGUAAUAGUGUAACAUCAAUUGUACAUUAUCACUGUACAUGACUAUUAUCAUUAUACUGGUAUAUAUUGUACACUGAGUGUAUUUGAUUUUACAUACAUAUGUAUUUAUAUCCUGUGUGUAUAUUUGAUGAAUGUAGUAAAUUUUAACCCUAAAUUCCCUCCUCCUACUGAAGUGAAAAUAGGAGAUAUUACUCUGUAGGUCUGUUCCGCUGUCUGUCGCAGAUGCAUGGUCAGCAACUCAUGUUUUACUCGUAAAAGUAUCGUAUGUCAAAAUAGCGAUUGAACUCUAUCUACUUUUGACACAUAUGCUUUUUGGGGUCAGGUUGAAAUUUAAGGUCAGUAGGUCACAUUAUGACAUGGGGGGGGAGUGGGUCUAUUCCUUUUAAUAUUUCAAAUUGAGACUGUUUGAUAGUUUGUAUCACUUAAGAAUGACCCUCGUUUUUAUUUAUUUAUUUUUUUCCUCUUCUUUAGGUCACAGGUCAGAAUUACUAGGUCACUGGUGUAAGAAAUGGAUUGUAAGUUAUCUCAAAAAAAAUUUUUGUGAAAUUUGGUAUGAAGGCUGUUCACGACUUCUCGAUCACUGUUAUUGAUUUGCGACAGACGUUCAUAGUAAUUUUACGCCCAUCGGGUCUGGUGAAAAAUGAUUUGCAGAUGAUAAUCUCAAACACUGCUUGUGAACUAAAGAAUGGAAUUUCGCAUGACAAUUUUGAGAAAUUUCAGAUGAGGAGGAGGGGGGGGGGGGGGGGGGGGUACUUCUGAUAUAUACAGGGGGACAGAGUUUGAUGAACCCUAAGUAUACCAAUAGGUAUGUUUAUUGUAACAUAACUUUCAAUUGGAUGAAAUUUUGUAAGUAUUUAGAAUGUUGGUGUAUUUUUGUGGUGUUUCCCUCCUGAGUAUGAAAUUCCAACCCCUGCUGUAUAGUUAUGGUGAUUAUUAGCCAUUCAUAACGGAAGUUUAAAUCAAAACUAAUGAAAAUGAAAGUCACCUCAAAAUUUGAUUCCUGUCAAACUUCUAGGAGAUUUUAAGGAGGUAUACUACAUCAUCAUAAUGGCUGACUUCCUCUUAAAACAGAAUCCGCAAUAUUUGUGUAUUCCAUUUAAAUUUGAUAUUCCCUACUUUGAUUAACGUGUCAACUUCUGAAGUUUAAAUACCGGGUUUUAGUCCAUUAAGUUUUUUAGGUUUUUUUUUUUUUUUGUUGUUUUUUUUAUCGGAUGACUUUCUACUGAAAUUGCAUUUUUUGGAGGGGGGGGGGGUUACUAAAUAAAGUAAAUUUGAAAGAUUUUAGUUUUGAAAUAUUGUACACCUCCACUUUUCAUCCUGGAUACCAUAUUCCUCUGGUGUAUUAUCCCUCCUUAAUUUUUCUCUGUUAUUCCUCCUUAACGUCAGCGGAUCCUCAUGAUACUGGUAGUACGGAACAAGUGUGACUGUAAAUUCUCUCAUCAUUAAGUUAAUGCGACAGUGAAUGCGGCACUGUUGUAAGAUUAUAAACUUCUGUUAAUUUUCUGAUUUGUUAAUCUGAUGUGAUUCGUGUUUUUAUUGUAUGUAUGAAUGUAAUUUAAACAGUAUAUGGAAGAACAAAAUCAUGUGAAUUUGUAUUGAUUUGAAAAUAAAUGUGUAUUCUAUGCAUGUA
Ostrea edulis (European flat oyster) is the source of this 8512-nucleotide messenger RNA. RefSeq names its product ceramide kinase-like protein. Lineage: Eukaryota; Metazoa; Mollusca; Bivalvia; Ostreida; Ostreidae. The record is from RefSeq and is a predicted model, not a curated record. Gene Ontology annotation, molecular function: kinase activity. The coding region runs from base 205 to 2286 and encodes 693 amino acids. The transcript has 13 exons.